Messenger RNA from Lathyrus sativus (Indian pea), 675 nucleotides. NCBI's taxonomy places the organism in Eukaryota, Viridiplantae, Streptophyta, Magnoliopsida, Fabales, Fabaceae. The record is from the annotation of a GenBank genome assembly.
AUGGCACAUACACAUAGAGAACAAUUCAAACCCUUAGCACCAAAUUUCAUAUCAUUAACAACUCAUUAUAGAAGCCCUAGUGCAGAAAACCAACACCAACAUUUAUCAGAACACAAAACAAAACGCAUCAAAACGUGCAUCAAAUGCUGUGGAUGCAUCACCGCAAUUCUCUUGUUACUCUUUGUAAUACUCAUAGUUCUAGCUUUCACAGUCUACAACGUUAAAGAUCCUGAAGUGAGGAUGAUCGGUGUUAAACUAAUCCGCGGAAACUUCACCGUUUCGAAUACCGUUACGAUUCUCGCUGAUAUGUCUGUGAAGAAUACAAACUCGUUCACUCUCAGGUAUGGAGUGGUUAACACCACUGUUUAUUACGACGGAACUGAGAUCGGAGGAGGUGUAUCGCCACCGGGGAAAGCGAAAGCGCAGAGAACGGGGAGGUUUAACGUGACGUUGGAGAUUAUGGCGAAAAAGCUUGUGGAUAAACCGGAAUGGAAUGUGGAUAUUAGAGAUCAAGGGUUGAAUUUUAGCACUUAUACAAAGAUGAGUGGGAAGGUGAGAAUAUUGAAUCUGUUUAAGAGGAAUGUUAGGGUUGAGUUGAAUUGUACUAGUCAAUAUAAUAUCACCACUGGUUUGAUUUCACAUGGUGAUAAUUGUGUUGGGUUUGUUAGUAUUUAG